This is a messenger RNA of Clarias gariepinus (North African catfish), 1116 nucleotides long. RefSeq names its product dynein axonemal assembly factor 1-like. The record is from RefSeq and is a predicted model, not a curated record. Gene Ontology annotation, molecular function: protein binding. NCBI's taxonomy places the organism in Eukaryota, Metazoa, Chordata, Actinopteri, Siluriformes, Clariidae. Bases 19 to 1116 code for a protein of 365 amino acids. The transcript has 7 exons.
ACAAAAUAAAACUGUUACAUGGCAGAAGCUCAGAGAACAUCUAAUGUAGGAGAAAACAUCUCUGAAGAAAUCGGGAUGACUGAAACAGCAUCAGGUCCCAGAAUUACAGCAAAGUUUUUAAGAGACCACUGCAAGCAACAAAAGCUGUACAUGACCCCGAGGUUAAAUGACAUACUUUAUCUUCACUACAAAGGUUUUUCAGUAAUUGAGGGUCUGGAGGAAUACACAGGUCUGCGCUGUCUCUAUCUCCAUUGCAACAGGAUCAGGAAGAUUGAGAACCUAAACAAUCAGACAGAACUGCGCUGCCUUUACAUACAUCAGAACUACAUUCAAACACUCGAGAACCUGGAACCACUUGCCACACUUGACACACUCAAUGUGUCUAAGAACUACAUCAGGGUCAUUCAGAACAUCUCCUGUCUGGGAAAACUGUCCACUCUUGAUAUUUCCCAUAAUGCACUGGAGAGUGUAAGUGAUGUGCAGGAGCUGUGUAACUGUCCCUCCAUCAGUGUUCUGGACCUCUCAUAUAACCACCUCAACGACCCAGAGAUUAUCACUGUGCUGGAGAAGAUGCCCAAUCUGAGAGCACUAUACCUUAAUGGUAAUGAGGUCAUCAGUAAAAUACCAAACUACAGAAAGUCUCUAAUUAUUCGUCUGAAGGAGCUAAGAUACCUGGAUGACCGUCCUGUGUCUCUUGAGGAUAGGGCUUGUGCAGAGGCUUGGAAUGUCGGAGGUUUGAAAGCAGAACGUAAAGAAAAGCAAUUAUGGCAAGCAAGAGAAAGAAAGAAGAUUGAGGAGAGUUUGAAUGCUGUGAGACUUAUGGAAAAAAAAGCAAUGGAGCAAAGACAACCUCAGGAGCAACAGGAGGAAAGUGGAAUUUCUGAGCCUGUAGAAUAUCAGAGUGUGUCCAAUGAAGACCUUGAGCGGAGUGAGCUAGAGCAAGACCUUGAGCAAGAGUCUGGGGUAUUGGAGAAGGGGAAGGAGGAGGAGGAGGAGGAAGCUAUCCAGAUCACAGAGGAGAUGCUCCACUCAGACCCUGAGAUAAAGCCGCUUUUGUUGUCAGGUUCAGAUGUUCAGCAGGUGUACCAAUCAGUUUUAGAUAUGAAGGCAGCAUGA